AUGGAAACCCAGCGGCAAGAAUCCUUCAAGAGGUUACGCCCAGCAUGUGUGGAGCUUAGUUCGGUGGGCUUAGCAUUCCGAGGCAAUCACACUCUAGCUUCUAAUGUGGUAGGGGCUCUUGAGCCACUUCAAAAAAUCAUCGAAGAGCUUGCAAAUCAAAACAAGCUUGACGAGAAGCUUGCGGAGUACGCCUUUUUCCCCCUGACCCAUAUUUUCAAUGAGACGAAACGACUUCCAGCCCGCUGUCUUGAGCUAGCAGUGAAAUGUCUCCAGCUACUCGUGGCAGAUGGAUGGCGUCAGCAACUAUCACCUGCUAUGGGCAAGCAAUUGAUCAUCUUGCUCACAUUGAUCCCACUCAAAGCACAAGCAGUGGAAGAGCUGUCGAUAGCUUGCUUCGAGUGUCUUCACGUCAUCUUUGAUAUGCUAGAGGGUCCGACAGCGGAGCAGACUAUCUUCCAUGAGAUUGGAACUGCAACGGUCGUCGAUCAAACAAUCUAUAUUCUGCUGGAAGGAAUUGUGGAUGAGAGGUCUGAUGACCUGUGUGUCUCUGCUUCAAGGGCUCUCAAGGCUUUAUUUUCUCGAAUUUCAGACCGUGUCGUACUGGCUAGCAUUAUGCCGAGGACAGUCUCUGCGUUAGCUAAAGUCGUGAAGCCCACAACACAGACCCGACGAUCCUACAAGCUGCUGCAGGCCUCUUUGGAAAUCUUGAAUUACCUGCUGAAGACAGUGCUCAAUGAUCGCGUCAGUAUGAUCACCGAGAAACCUAAGCCCGUUGAUGUCAACUUGAAAUCCGAGACACUGGCGUUAGACCAGUCUUGGCUGAAGGCUACAACCACGCAGAUCAAACUAGCGCUGGUAAAUAUUAUUCAAGUUCGACGACAUCAAAGACAGGAGGUUCAAACUGCAAUGUUAGACCUCUGUGUCAUGGUGAUUGAGAACUGCCCGGUCACGCUCAAAGAUGCAGUGCCUUUGAUGACGGAUACAAUGGUUGUUCUCGCGGAUAAGGAAGGCGAGGAACAGAACGAGGCAUAUCAAAUUCUUGCUCAUCUGACCACGACCUAUCCAAUUGUUCUCGAUUCCCUGAAGGAGUCGCUUCAUAGCUGGCUCCUCUCGUUCCCGCGAAUUAUGCAAAGCAAUGACGAGACCGCUAAGCAAUGGGGAAUCCGGCAAAUUUCCACGGCAUUCCAGGUGAUAUCAGAGAUACAGUCAGGAUCAGAGAUACUCACCAGCAGUCUAGCUACUGGGCUAUGUAACAGUGUUCGUGAGGUCGUGAAGUUGAGCACGAGUGGGGCCCAGCCUUUGGCAUCCAUUAGCCCAGAGAGCUUGAGGUUAGACAUAAUUGGCCCUGACUCGCAAUCAAUGGAGUUCCCUCCAAUACUGCUGGAGCAUCAAAGUCAGCAGCAAACUUUGAAGGACUUACGAUCUAUGAUCAAGAGGCUCAAUUUAUCCGAGUCUGGAAACGAGAUCACUCGCUUGGUUGUCAACCGAAUGCGGACUAAGUCUGAUGAAACUGAUAUUAGUCCCUUUUGGCUAGCACUCGAAUCUCUCCGCUCGCAGUCGCAAUCUAUGGCUGUUUUUGAUGAUUUCCUCGUGGAUGACCAGACGGACCAACACCUUUCCGUAUCAAGCCGCGCUGCAAUGAUUGAUGAAUUAUACUACAACUCGUUGAUCAUUUUGACGGAGCUCCCAGCCGAUGGAUCUGGUGAUUGGCGCACAUUGGCACUUGCUCUAGAGGCCGUCGCACUCCAAGCACAACAACUCGGGCAAGCAUUUCGACCCGAGCUCAUGGAGGCCUUGUAUCCGACACUACAACUUCUGGCAUCCAAUAAUCCCGUCCUUCAACGACACGCCAUGACAUGUUUGAACAUUCUAACCAAGUCCUGCAAUUACCCUGAUACCAGUACAAUGAUCAUCGAAAAUGUCGACUAUUUGGUCAACUCGGUUGCCUUGAAGCUAAAUAGCUUCGACGUGUCCCCAUAUCCACCUCAGGUUCUUUUCAUGAUGGUCAAGCUCUCUGGCCCACGACUCAUUCCCUACCUCGACGAUGUGGUCGACUCUAUCUUUGGCAUUAUCGACAUGUACCAUGGCUAUCCUAAGUUGGUGGAACUGCUGUUCAAAUGUUUGGCAGCUAUCGUUGAAGCCGGCUCAAAGAAACAGUCUCUCCUGACAAUUGAUGAUGGUCGGGAGAGUGGACCUCAUGACCAUCGCAAGUCUCAGCCGCAGCAUUUGUUGAUAUCUGCCCUCGCUACAGAUCUCGCAAAUCGCAAGUCCAAGCGUGUGAAGUACGAAGAAGAAGAGGGAGUGGAUGUCGACGGAAAAAUUCCUCAUCCCAAGAAACCUUGGUCAGAAACAUACGAGAAGCCUCCGGCAGAACCUGAAAGCAUCGAGGAAUUGCUGAACAAAGCGGAUUCGGACGAGCCACUUCCACCUCCUAAGGAGCCAGAGGACGCCGAGAAGCCAUUAAGCAAGACCCAUUCGCUGCUCCUUCAUAUUGUCAAAUCCAUUCCAUCUCACCUCUCCUCCCCAUCACCCUACCUUCGACGCUCCCUCCUCGCAAUCCUCAUUGACGUUCUUCCGACCCUCUCCCAAAAUGAAAACAGCUUCCUCCCUCUCAUAAACGACCUCUGGCCCUCUGUUGCAUCAAGAAUCAUCUUCCCUUCUUCCUUGUCCUCUGAAUCCUCCUCGACCAGCCUGAUUCCCCAAUCCUCUAAAUCCACCCGCUCCACACCUCAACCCGAUACACAGAGUUUCCAAGAAGAGACAUACGUCAUCACCGCAGCCUGUCAAGCCAUCGAAGCAAUGUGCAAAGGUGCAGGCGAUUUCAUGGCCUCUCGCAUCGAACCAGAAUUCCUUCGCUGGGAACGUCUGUACCAACGUGUCUGGUCAAAAGUCCGACAAGAAGCCGAGGCAUCAAAUGAACGUCGUGCUCGUCAGCAGCGCGAAGCGAAGAAGUCUUCCCAAUCAAGCUCACUUAUCCAAUCAAUGGACUCCGAUGCCUCUAGCUCGGCUACUGAGCUUACCAUUACCUCCGCUCUUGCUAUCUCCCCUCUAGCAUCUGGCUCUGGCUCUAGAGCCUUUACACCGCAUCACGCGUUAUGGCGAGCUCUACUCUCUCUAUUCCUCACUAUUCUCACACGCGUUUGUCUGCCCUUGGAAACAGGGGAUCGUAUCUGUGAGAACCUUGCUGCGUGGAUUGCAUUGUUCGUUGGACCAAAGUACUAUUUCCGCUCAGCUGGAAAGUUGGGCUCAGAUUCCUAUCCCAUCCCUGGGCUAGACGAUGCACAGAAGAAUAUGCUUGAUUCGGUUGAUGAUGCUAUCAAUGCAAUGGAGACUUGGAAUGCGGACCUAACUUGGUUCCUCUUUGUUCAGCAACGGGACUUGAUGGAAGCUCCUUCCAUUAAGCCUGUUGUGAGUGAGAUACAUGGAGCCAUGUCUGUGAAUAUUGAUGGACAGGUCUUCAAUUUUGCCGAGGUUGUUUUCUAG
Messenger RNA from Penicillium malachiteum, 3483 nucleotides. RefSeq lists its product as uncharacterized. Gene Ontology annotation, cellular component: cytoplasm. The coding region runs from base 1 to 3483 and encodes 1160 amino acids. The record is from RefSeq and is a predicted model, not a curated record. NCBI's taxonomy places the organism in Eukaryota, Fungi, Ascomycota, Eurotiomycetes, Eurotiales, Aspergillaceae. The transcript has 3 exons. Gene Ontology annotation, biological process: chromatin remodeling.